GAUGCCAAACUGGGGAGGAGGGAAGAAGUGUGGGGUGUGCCAGAAGGCUGUGUACUUCGCUGAGGAGGUGCAAUGUGAAGGCAACAGCUUCCACAAGUCCUGCUUCUUGUGCAUGGUCUGUAAGAAGAAUUUGGACAGCACCACCGUGGCCGUGCACGGUGAGGAGAUCUACUGCAAGUCCUGCUACGGGAAGAAGUACGGCCCCAAGGGCUACGGCUACGGGCAGGGAGCUGGGACCCUGAGCACGGACAGGGGAGAGUCCCUGGGAAUCAAAUAUGAAGAGGGCCAGCCCCACCGACCCAUGAACCCCAACGCAGCCAGGAUGGCCCAGAAGGUGGGAGGAUCUGACGGGUGCCCCCGCUGUGGGCAGGCCGUGUACGCGGCCGAGAAGGUCAUCGGAGCUGGGAAG
This is a messenger RNA of Zonotrichia albicollis (white-throated sparrow), 409 nucleotides long. NCBI's taxonomy places the organism in Eukaryota, Metazoa, Chordata, Aves, Passeriformes, Passerellidae. The record is from RefSeq and is a predicted model, not a curated record.